AUGAAAUUAGAGAAUAAAAAUUUCAUUCAGCUCUUGGUUCCAAACCAAGCAGUGCGUUUAAUAACUAACACAAUCUUUCCUUGUGCGUUAGUCAAUAUUCCUAAUAAUUAUUCGCCUAACGUUUUGAAUAGGACUGAUGGUAAUAUUCUGAGCAGGCGUGUUAUAUCUCAGCGAAAGCUUCGUGAAAGUAUCAAUCGUGGUUAUGAAAAGCUUCGAAACCUGAUUCACUUUGGGUUUGCUAUGAGUAAGGCAGACUUGUUGCAGAAUGCCGCCACUCUUUUAGAAAAUCAACAAAAUAAGAUAUCUUUGUUAUCAGCAGAAAACAUUUACCUUGUUGGACUCGUUGAAAAAUUAAAAGAGUACUAUAAGAAUUAUAUUCGUCUGAAUGAAAAACUUGAUGAGAAAAAAAUUGAAAUCGAUCGUCUGAAUUUAAAACUUGAUGAGAUGGAAAAGUUGAGUAAAUUUCAAGAAAAUUACAUCAAAAAAUUGGAGGACGGAGAGGGAACUCUUAUUUUUCAAUUAUACGAUAUAAUUGGACAGCAACAAAACGAAUCGAACAAGAGAAAAUGA
This is a messenger RNA of Cetraspora pellucida, 570 nucleotides long. NCBI's taxonomy places the organism in Eukaryota, Fungi, Glomeromycota, Glomeromycetes, Diversisporales, Gigasporaceae. The record is from the annotation of a GenBank genome assembly.